Molecule: messenger RNA, 485 nt
Organism: Bombus impatiens (common eastern bumble bee)
Lineage: Eukaryota; Metazoa; Arthropoda; Insecta; Hymenoptera; Apidae
Product: glucose dehydrogenase [FAD, quinone]-like
Exons: 2
Coding region: 55-420 (121 amino acids)
Molecular function (GO): flavin adenine dinucleotide binding; oxidoreductase activity
Source: RefSeq, a predicted model, not a curated record
AAGGUAACAAGACUUAUUAUUACAGGUUGACAAGGGAAACCGGAGAAGUGCAAAAUGGAUGUCGUAAAAAAUAUUCUCGGAGGAUUGCAAUCGGGAACGAUCGCAUCGGUGCUUUCGGCGUUCUUGAGCAUGUCGUUAUAUGUCACGUACUUGUUUGUUAAUUACUCCGCGACGAAUGUUCCUUCUAAAUUAUUAAUGCCGUCUUACGAUUUCAUAAUUGUAGGUGGCGGUACUGCGGGAACUGUCUUGGCGAAUCGCUUGUCCGAGAUAGAAGACUGGAACGUACUCCUUUUGGAAGCAGGUGGCGAUGGAAGCGUUAUAUAUGAUAUUCCUCUUCUUGCCGCCAAUCUGCAGCUCACCGAGAUCGACUGGAAAUACACGACCGAACCCAGUCCAAAUUACUGUAGAGGUAUCAAAUAAUAUCAAAUAAUAUUAAUGUAUGCAUAACUUUACAUACUAAUAAAUAUUAAUAUCAGAAUUACCCA